AUGCCUCCGGCCCGUAGCCUGCGCACCCGAGGCACCAUGAAUGAGAACGAUGAGAACGGGCCCGCACCACGGGUGACACGGGCCAAGACGGCUGCCCUGACCACCGAUGUCCCUGCCAACGGGACUAAGAACGCCCUACAGACCAAGCGAACCACGUCGACCACUGGGGCUAACGGGGCUGCCCGUCGUCGUCCCGCUCUGGGGGAUGUCAGCAAUGUCAACAAGACCGACGGUGCUGAAAUCAAGGAUGGAAAGAAGGGCGCGACCGGAAAAGUUGGCUUGACCUCCAAGACAACUACGCAGACGGGAGGUGUUCAGAAGCUCAGCCGAACCAACUCAUCACGGACCGCCCCUAAGAUCCAGCAAACUACCAAGAAGGCUUCCGUCGAGGUCAAGGGGCCUGGCAGUGGAUCUGGUGUCAUCGGUGCUACGCGAGGCAAGCGGACGUCCAGCCACAAGUCGAUCAAGGAAGAAGAGUUCCUGCAGGAAGAGCCUCCUCGCAAGAAGGCCGACGUGGAGAAGAAGGAUGUUUCCAAAUUUGCCCCCGUUCCCGAGGCGGUUGAGAGCACCAAGGACGCUAUGGAUGCUGCCGUGCAGGAUCUCGACAUCGAAGACCUCGACGACCCCUUGAUGGCCGCUGAAUACGUUGUGGAGAUUUUCGACUACCUCAAGGACCUCGAGAUGGUCACGCUACCCAACCCUCAGUACAUUGAGCACCAACCGGACUUGGAAUGGAAGAUGCGUGGCAUCUUAGUUGACUGGCUGAUUGAAGUCCAUACGCGUUUCCGUCUUCUCCCCGAAACUCUUUUCCUCGCCGUGAACAUCAUCGACCGCUUUUUGUCGGCUGAGGUGGUGGCCCUCGAUCGUCUGCAGCUUGUUGGUGUCACUGCCAUGUUUAUCGCCUCCAAGUACGAGGAGGUUCUGUCCCCUCAUGUGGCCAACUUCAGCCACGUCGCUGAUGAGACCUUUUCCGACAAGGAAAUCCUGGACGCAGAGCGUCAUGUGCUCGCAACUCUCGAGUACAACAUGAGCUUCCCUAACCCGAUGAACUUCCUGCGUCGCAUCUCCAAGGCCGACAACUAUGACAUCCAGACCCGCACCCUGGGCAAGUACCUCAUGGAAAUCAGUCUGCUUGACCACCGCUUCAUGGAAUUUCACCAAAGCCACAUCUCGGCGGCCGCCAUGUACCUGGCGCGUCUUAUUCUGGAGCGUGGGCCCUGGGAUGCCACUUUGGCUCACUACGCUGGAUACACCGAGGAAGAGAUUGACCCUGUUUUCCGCUUGAUGAUCGAUUACCUUCACCGACCCGUCUGCCACGAAGCCUUCUUCAAGAAGUACGCCAGCAAGAAGUUUCUGAAGGCUUCCAUCCUGACGCGCCAGUGGGCCAAGAAAUAUCACCACUUGUACAUCGACAGCUCCCUCGCGGAGCCGUACACUUACAUCAAGGACAGCGACCAGUGA
Penicillium alfredii is the source of this 1461-nucleotide messenger RNA. RefSeq names its product B-type cyclin nimE. Lineage: Eukaryota; Fungi; Ascomycota; Eurotiomycetes; Eurotiales; Aspergillaceae. The record is from RefSeq and is a predicted model, not a curated record. The transcript is spliced from 4 exons. Gene Ontology annotation, cellular component: centrosome; cyclin-dependent protein kinase holoenzyme complex; nucleus. Gene Ontology annotation, biological process: G2/M transition of mitotic cell cycle; regulation of cyclin-dependent protein serine/threonine kinase activity. Bases 1 to 1461 code for a protein of 486 amino acids. Gene Ontology annotation, molecular function: cyclin-dependent protein serine/threonine kinase regulator activity.